UUUCCUCAACACCAAACGAAGAAGGAUUAAAUUCCAGCUCCGGCAUCGCAGACCGUUAAAUUCUUCUCCUUUUAUUCCUUCUCAAUAACCCAAAUUUCGAUUCUCCAGAAAAAUCCCUAAAAUCCUUGGAUCAAGUAACUUUCCUCUAAAGGUCCUAGCUUGUGGUUGUUAGGCCUCUUGAUCAACCGAGUUUCAUGUCUGAUCCCGACGUCCAGAUUCCUAGUGCCUUCGAUCCCUUUGCUGAUGCAAAUGCUGAGGACUCGGGUGCCGUCGCAAAGGACUACGUGCACAUUCGUAUUCAGCAGCGGAAUGGUCGGAAAAGCUUGACAACUGUCCAGGGGUUGAAGAAGGAAUUCAGCUACAACAAGAUACUCAAAGACCUCAAGAAGGAGUUUUGCUGCAAUGGCACUGUGGUCCAGGACCCUGAAUUAGGCCAGGUUAUUCAACUUCAAGGUGACCAGCGUAAGAACGUCUCCACCUUCCUUGUUCAGGCCGGCAUUGUGAAGAAGGAAAACAUUAAAAUCCAUGGUUUCUAAGUUGCAGAUGCUUGAAUUUCUAGCUAAGGUCAUUCGUCUCGUGUUGAAGCGGGAAUACUACCUGAUUUGAGAUAAUAUCUAUUA
Messenger RNA from Hibiscus syriacus, 620 nucleotides. RefSeq names its product protein translation factor SUI1 homolog 2-like. The record is from RefSeq and is a predicted model, not a curated record. Gene Ontology annotation, biological process: translational initiation. Bases 195 to 536 code for a protein of 113 amino acids. Lineage: Eukaryota; Viridiplantae; Streptophyta; Magnoliopsida; Malvales; Malvaceae. The transcript is spliced from 5 exons. Gene Ontology annotation, molecular function: RNA binding; translation initiation factor activity.